Molecule: messenger RNA, 633 nt
Organism: Fusarium poae
Lineage: Eukaryota; Fungi; Ascomycota; Sordariomycetes; Hypocreales; Nectriaceae
Exons: 2
Coding region: 1-633 (210 amino acids)
Source: RefSeq, a predicted model, not a curated record
AUGGCACAAUCGACAGACUCAGACACAAGUCAAAAUGCGAAAAAUGACGCUCAGAAAACGACGGUAUGGGCAGCCAUUCUUUGUGUCGUCAUUAUUGUUAUCGUCGCCGCUAUAUGCAUUGUCCACAGAAACGUCCGAGGACACGCGAUCCGGCGAUCGAUAGAAGCACAGCUUCCAAGAUAUCGCGUCAAUUCAGGCCUGGGAAAAGAUAUUGUGGAAAGCAUACCCAUCGUCAGAUUUAAUUCUAGACUACAUUCCCAGCAGAUAUCCCCACCAGCGCGGAUAUUCUUACCGUCAUCGGAUCGCUUCACAGAGACGAAACCUCGAAAACAUGGAGCUCAACUUUUACCUCUACGCAAGUACUUUACAAUCCAGAACAUAUGUCGCGAACCACCCAGAAGUGGUGACUCGCGGACACGGCCGGAUGAGUGCAUAUCGCCGGCGUGCUCGAUAUGCACCGAGGACUUUGUCGAAGGCGUGAAACUCAGGAUGCUGCCUUGUGGGCACCUCUAUCAUCCUCAGUGCAUAGAUCAGUGGUUGACGGAUCGAUCUCGUACUUGUCCUUUAUGUCGUGUCAACCUUGCGGCCUCGUCGGUGAAGAAACCAUCGCCAGUAUUUGUUGGGAGCGUUUAG